AACAAUAUUGCUAAACAAAACAAUCGAAAUCUACAGUCACGAUGGCAUCAUCAACCCAACCACGUUCACUACAAAUAGCCAAUCGCAUACAUAACACUACCGGCAAGGAGAAUCUCAUCUAUAUUUGUAUCGGCGGAAUCACUCUAGAGUCAAUUUGGCACGGAAUCGUCGAGAAAAGGCUUUUAAAUACGCCCGUUCCCGUUGUGCGCAGAUCUAUAGUGAGAGCCGCAUUGCUCUGGCCAGCAGUUUUUGUUGUAACUAAGACAGCAUUGGCCUGGGCAGAGUGGAGAGUCCAAAAAGAUGUGGAUGAAAGACGUGAAAACAAGAGUAUUUCUUAGCUUGUUCCUGGGCUACAUAUUACCUACAUCUGCUACUAGCCUACUUUUGCAUCAGCCUCUCAAGUCUCGAAACGCUCCGCCACCUAUGAUAGAAGGCAUGAUAGCGUGAAAGCGUUUAUAAUCUAUUCCGCUCUUGGACCUAUCGAUUCCGACUAUCCACCGAACUAGCUGGAGUCAGAAAUUCUAAUCAAUCUAGAGCUUUUUCUGAUUAUGAAGCUCUCAUCUCCGGAGCCGCUUUUCGGAUGAAAGUAGCAUAACGAUGAUACCAAUAUCAUGUCAUUUUCUCUUCUGGUAUGGUUUCAGUUUGCGUCAGAUGACUGGAAGCGAGGGAUGUAUCGGUGGAAGCAUCGACAUUGAAGGUAGCAAAACUGAAAAAGAGUGCUGGACCAAUUGAUUAUAAUAAAGAUACUCGUCGUAAGGGCGGUCACCCUCAUUAUUGAGCAUACACAAUUUGUACCAAUGCCAAGAUAUAUGAAUAUAUCAUCAAGUUGUGUGG
Annulohypoxylon maeteangense is the source of this 834-nucleotide messenger RNA. RefSeq lists its product as uncharacterized. The record is from RefSeq and is a predicted model, not a curated record. NCBI's taxonomy places the organism in Eukaryota, Fungi, Ascomycota, Sordariomycetes, Xylariales, Hypoxylaceae. The transcript has a single exon. Bases 42 to 338 code for a protein of 98 amino acids.